Messenger RNA from Dermacentor albipictus, 1945 nucleotides. The record is from RefSeq and is a predicted model, not a curated record. NCBI's taxonomy places the organism in Eukaryota, Metazoa, Arthropoda, Arachnida, Ixodida, Ixodidae.
UGAAUGGCAACCAACGUUGAGUCAUGUUGAGUACGAGCAGACAAGUGCGUGUUCGAGUGGGGUGAGCAAGCGCUUGUUUUUCAGUGUCGACAAAUCGUAAAACAGCUUCAAAGCUCAACUACGUUAGCCUGGACAUGGCAGCAGAGCCGACCAAGGUGCUGCCCCCUGGCUAUGCUGAGCCACCGCCAACCUACCAGGCCUCCAUGCAGGGCUUCCAACCCAGUACGCAGCCCCCGCCACCAGGAUUUGCAGCGUCGGCUCCCCCUGGCGGUCCUCCUGGCGGCCCCGCGCCCUAUGCAGCAUGGCUGCCGCAGGGCACGGCCGUGCCCACCGUGGUGGUCAAUGUGGCUGAAUGGGGGCCCUACCCCGUGCAGCUGACGUGUCCCAACUGCGGGGCACACGUGCUGACGGCCACUACAACACGUCCAGGCCUGCUCACCUGGCUGCUGUCGGGCGCCUGUGUCCUCUUUGGCUGCUGGUUGGGGUGCUGCCUGAUCCCUUGCUGCAUCCCCGAGUGUCAGGACGUGGACCACCACUGCCCAAGUUGCAAGCGGCACCUGUGCACCUACCGCAAACUCUGAGGCAUGUCCGUCCAGCUAGGACACUUGACCGCAGUCUGGCAACCACGGGGACCAUCAACAGCCACCCAGCAGCUUCCUUCCAGCAUUUUUGCGCACCUCAGUCGUGCUGUUGCUGCUGGGAGCCUUCCGCGUGAACCCAUGCUCACCCCUCUCCCCCAACAGCACCAAACGGUAGCCACUAGAAAUUUGCACCUGAACGACAGUGGUUGCUGAACAUAAGCGUUUUUUUUUUUUUUUUCGCUUGCCGUUUCGUAAAACUCCCCAGCCCACCGGUGCAUGUGGCAAUAUCCCUUCCUUUCAGCAGUCUUCGCGGCUAUGUGCACCCUUAUUUUUCUCACGAAACAGACAGGUGGAAAAAUAAGAAACUGAAGUCUGUUUUUCAAAAGAUGUGUAAAGACUCCAAGGUGCAUAAAAUGAUGUUCUUACCAACUCCUCACACAGCACAUCAUAAGUAGGUGUCAUCCAAAAGGCUGAAGAGCUGCAGAGGGUUUUUGAAAGGCAUUUAUUUUUACCCCGAACGAAGUGUGGAGCCGCUGUCUCGUAGCCUGCAAGUUUGUGCACCUAGGGAGACUGGCACCUUCAUAUGCAGAAAAUCGGCUUGAAGGAAUCGUCAAAGACUUGGAACCGUGCCUGUGCUUGUUUGUUUGUAAAGCUUUUUUAUUUCUUUAUAUGACUUCAUGUGCUUGUCACUGAAAUGACCAAGCUGUUUCAUUGUGAUGCAAAAUGAGCAUGAUACAGUUCCAGCAGAACAUUUAUGCUCUUUCCAACAUAUCCAGGACCUAGUUACUCAGUGCAACUAGCAUCAACUGGUAGCAACAAAAUUUGUUUUCCUUGCAUGAUGAAGAGUGCCUCAGCAUUUGCAACAAAUGAUGGAAACAAGAAAAGUUGAGAGAGCAAACAUAGAGAGAACUGAGGCAUUAUUUUUCUUCUUUUUCAGUGCAGAAGUAGGGAUCCUCAUGUUGUGACUGCAAGAAUCGGUGUCUACAAACAACAAAGGGUUAUAUUGCCAGGCUAGCAGUUGGAAUAUGUGGGCAAAUGGAAUGGUGCACAUCAUGAAGUUCACCGGUGAAGAACCUUGUUCCACAGUGCAAGUGCUUUUGUGGCACUUGGAAGUGAUUAAUGGGACCUUGCAGAAUUUAGUUGAUUGGCGACAUGCUCACACAUAUGAAAUGAUGUUAUGGCUAUGCCUUAAUCUGUUGAAAAAGACCAUUCUGUUUAACCUUAUUUUUUCUUUUUUUAGUUUUGUGUACCCACGAUCACACAUCCCAACUUUCUUGAAUUGCUAUUGCAUUUGUAUGUUGUAGACAGAGACGUUAAUUUCUGUACUGUGUGGUUUAAUAAAGCAAAAGUAUUUUUGAUUUGCA